AUGGCGGAGGUGAUACGCGUUUUGCGACUUGUUAGACAGAAGGAAAGGAAAGAGCGAAUCCCAAGAAAAUUUAGGGAUAGAUUCAACCCUCUCGAAUGUUAUGGGGACGAGGAACUUUUCCAUCGGUAUCGUUUUAGGCGAUCAACAAUAUUUUUUUUGGUAAACCUCAUUAGUGGACAAAUUGCUCACGAGACGAGGAGAUCUUUAAGCCUUCCACCUGUGCUGCAGGUGCUAACCUUUUUGCAGUUCGUAGCAACAGGGGCAUUUCAUGUGCUUGUUGGUGAAGCCUUACACAUCAGCAAGUCGACGGCGGGUAGGUGUGUUCGGGGAGUGGCCGAUGCCAUUUGUCGUCACGCCGCCACCUUUAUCAAAUUCCCAAGUGGCCAGCGUCUACUAGACGUGAAAAGGAAGUUUCACGCAAUCGCAGGUUUCCCAAAGGUUGCAGGUUGCAUCGACGGCACCCAGAUUCGGAUUAUCGCACCUGUUGAAAAUGAGCCUGAUUUUGUAAACAGAAAGGGUUAUCAUUCCUUGAAUGUUCAGAUGGUAUGCGACCCCAAUUUCCUCAUCACUAACUGCGUGGCUAACUGGCCUGGCUCAUGCCAUGACUCGAGGAUCUUCAGGGAAAGCAAAUUGUCAGAAAACUUUGAAAAUGGACUACACGAUGGCAUUCUUCUCGGGGAUUCAGGCUACCCAUGCCGGAGAUACUUAUUGACGCCAUACAACAACACUAAUAAUAUUCGGCACAAAGAAAAAUUUAACUCAGCUUUGAGUAGGACACGGGUACUGGUUGAACAGACCUUUGGAAUAUUGAAAAGACGAUUUCCUUGUCUCUCUGUAGGUCUUAGAACAAAUCCACCAAGGGCUUGCAAGUACAUUGUGGCUUGUGUUAUCUUACACAACAUUGGUAUAUUACAGUCUGAUAUAGUUAUCAGUGAUGUGGAAGAGUUGACACUGCAAGGCCCUGACAAUCAGUUUGUGGACUUCCAUGUCAAUGAUGGAUUUGGCAUCCGAGAUGUAAUUGCGCAAACUUACUUUGCUUGAGUAUCCCUGUUAGCUGCUUAGCUGCCAAUAAAAGUGUAAUUCAGUUGCAAUUGUUCAUGAAAUGUUAAAAAAUACACUUUUGAGACAUGUAAUAAUGACAAAAUGACAUCACACCAGGGUUACAAGACAAGAUUUUAUUAGGUCAAAAACUAAAAUAAUACAUGUCAUUGACAAUAUAGUGAUCUUCAGUACAUGUCAGGAUUAUACACACAGUAUAAAUUGUUAUUAUUAUGCAAUGAUUAUGAUACUGUCCAAGAGCAAGGGUAGAUAUAGUAUACACUUAUAAGUAUUCAUGCUUAUUUCUUUCAUACAUUACAUAAUAAAUACAUUUGUCAACGUUAAACGUAACUUCAUUUCCACUUUUCAGCAUUCUGACAAAGUUAAACAUAUUUGCAUUUCAGAGGAGACUAGAGGAUAAAUAACGCUGACAUAUUUCCUGAUACUUAGGACAAAUAAGUAAUACAUGAUACUUGUCUUCAAUGCCAUGUGGACAAAAGGCACAUUUCCUAUCAAUAAAUGGUAUUUUAGGUAUACUCCAUCUACCUUUCUCAAUCAUAAACAUAUGGGAACUGAGACGAAAACAUGUCAUGGCAGUUCUG
This is a messenger RNA of Haliotis rubra (blacklip abalone), 1640 nucleotides long. Its product is annotated as putative nuclease HARBI1. The record is from RefSeq and is a predicted model, not a curated record. The coding region runs from base 1 to 1041 and encodes 346 amino acids. The transcript has 4 exons. NCBI's taxonomy places the organism in Eukaryota, Metazoa, Mollusca, Gastropoda, Lepetellida, Haliotidae.